Molecule: messenger RNA, 2806 nt
Organism: Pangasianodon hypophthalmus (striped catfish)
Lineage: Eukaryota; Metazoa; Chordata; Actinopteri; Siluriformes; Pangasiidae
Gene: mettl21cb
Product: methyltransferase 21C, AARS1 lysine b
Exons: 6
Coding region: 343-1119 (258 amino acids)
Biological process (GO): peptidyl-lysine methylation
Cellular component (GO): cytoplasm; cytosol
Molecular function (GO): protein-lysine N-methyltransferase activity
Source: RefSeq, a predicted model, not a curated record
CUUACAUAAGUACAACCAGGUAUAGCUAUUUUUUUUACAGAGGGAUCAGUGCCCAUGUUAGAGCUUUACCCAGAGAGCUGUAGUUGUGGGCUGCCCUGUUCUCCCCUCUUCUUUCUCUUUAAUAUGUAGAGCCUCUUAAAAUUAGCUCAGUGAUUCCAUGGGUGAAACACGGGAGAUAAUGCAGCUUUAUAAACUCAGCAAUGCCCAAAUGAUGCCAACAGUUAGGAAGAACAGCCAUUUAAACUGGACUGUGGGAGCGUUGAUUCCUACAAGGGACUGAAAGAAGCAACUAGAAGCAGUUUUUGGCCUUGAGUGAAGUUGAUACCUGAAGUGGACUCUACAAUGGCAACAGGUGGAAGACAAACCCUUAAAAGUGGGCAAAAGAACAGAAGUAUUAAGCACCCAGAUUACAUCAAACCUCAGCCAAACAUCACACAGGAGAAGGAUACGGAGGACAGCAAAAUAAUGGCUGGAGAGACACCUGAGAGGCGGAAAUCCUGGGAGUCUAGCAUCUUCUACUCACUGGGAAUAGAAAGGUUUUGCUUUGGUGGCCAUGAGAUCAGCAUCCACGAAUCGUUUGACUCGUAUGGUGCCCUUAUCUGGCCUGGGGCAGUGGCUCUCUGCAGGUACCUGGAAGCAAAUCACAAGCAUGUCAGUCUGCUAGAUAAGGCAGUGCUGGAGCUAGGAGCAGGAACAGGACUGGUGUCCAUCGUGGCCUGUUUAAUGGGUGCAUGGGUGACAGCCACAGAUCUGCCUGACAUUGUGGACAAUCUGAAUUUCAAUCUCUCACGCAACACACGGGGCCGCUGCAAGUACACACCUCAGGUGGCCCAGCUGACCUGGGGGGAAGACCUGGACCAUAAUUUUCCCAGUUCUGUCUAUAACUAUGACUACAUCCUAUGUGCAGAUGUUGUCUAUCACCACAACUGUCUGGAUGAGCUGUUACUCACCAUGAAGCACUUCUGCAAACGUGGAACAACCGUGCUCUGGGCCAACAAGAUCCGCUUCUCCUCAGACCUGAAUUUCAUUGAAAGUUUCAAGAAGGCCUUCAACACCACACUGCUAGUGGAGGUUCCAGAUGAGAUGAUACGAAUCUACCAGGCCACAGCACAAGAGUGAAUGUGAGGAAAGACAGCAACUGAAAUACAAAACUAGAUUAAAAAUAAAACUUGCCUUUAUAAUUUGCAAAAUAACAAAUUUAAAAUAUAUAAAAGUUGUAAAACUCAAUUCUACUGAGAAUCUGUGGCAAGAUUUGAAAAUUGCUAUCCACCAACAUUCUACAUCUAGUCUGACAAAGGUAAAAAAUCUCAAUUAUGUCCAUUUUAAUUCCACUGCAAAAGUCCACAGGGGUGAAUACUUAAGCAUGACACUGUAUGAUUAACUGUACGUUUGUGUAUAUUUAAAUUAUCAGUCAUAAAACACCACAUGACAGCUAAGAAUUAAUGGUAUUUAAUUUUAAGUUUAAUUACUUACACUUAUCUAAUAACUUUUGUUUGCACAGUUCUAAAUUAAACAAAAAGUUCUGUAUUCUGAAAAAAAAAAAAAAAAAAAAAAAAAAAAAACUUUACGCAAUGUUGACAGAUGAAGCCCUAGGCUAUGCUAAGAAAAUAUGAAUUUUAGAUGAAUACAUUUUUGAUUAGUCUGUUUAUCAAUAAACACAUGGCUAUUUCAUCAAAGUUUAAGUGUCUUACUAUUGAUUCCCAUAUUAUCCAGAAAUACUCUAGUGUUGUCAAGCAAAGCUAACCUGCUUGCAAAAAAAAAAAAAAAAAAAAAAAAGAAAAAAUCUUUAGCAGCUGAAGCAGCUGGUGAACCCAGAUGGAUUCAUGUUUUUACUGAAGGUAACUUGAGGUUGUAAAAAACAAUGAGAUUCCGUCAAUAUUUAAGCCACCUUAACAUUGCCAAGUGAAUAAACAACCAGCAUGCUUGUUUUGUACCUAAUGACAAAAUAAUGAAAAAUUGCACUCAGUUCUUAUUUCUCUUGUCGUUAUGAAUAUGGUUUAGCACCCAAAUGUUCAAUUUCCAAGAACAGGGUAGAGGGAGGCUGACAAGUUGGACAUACAGUAGUAUAGUGCAAAUAUGGCGGUGUACCCAAUAAAGUAGCCAAUGUGUAUAUACAUAGAUGAAAAAACACUUAGGCUGUAAUUACAAACAGCACAACAGAAAACCAAUGAAGGUCAAUAGUACCCUUGGUCAAGUAUCUUUUGCAAAUACAACUGCAUAACUACCUGCCUAACUACCACCAAAACUGCCAUUGUUUAUGUUCUUUCAUUCCUGAAAGACAUUCUGAAGUUGUUUCCAUGAAAUUGUCUGCUAUCAGAGUGUCACCAUGUCAUGUAGGUUUCAUCUGUGCUUUAUGGGUUUACAGGUCAAGAGAGAGAUCUUGGAUCUGCCCUGAUAGUAUGCCAAAACCCAGUUUCUCCACAGCAGCUGGUAGAGGGAGCUGCCAUUGCCCCUCUCCCGUUAUUCUUGUGACAUUGUUGUAGUGACCAUCACGUUGGGAUAUAAUGCAAAGCUGGGAUAUAAUCGGGUGAAUUGUAAUCAAAUGUGGUCCAGAUGGAACAAUGCUCAAUAUGGUCACCUUUAAAAUUGUUCCAUCUGGACUACAUUAGAUUAAAAUUCAUCUGUUUUGUGUUACAUAAUAUAUAAUACUGUGGGACUGUGAAAUGGGAAAAGCUUUAACAGCAUCCAAAACCAGUAUCUAUGACAUUCUCUCUUGGCUCACACAUAAUUUAAAGGCCAUUUUAAAGCUCACAGUGCCACCUUCAGGCAGCAACUACUAGGUCCAAACUAGAAGAACAGCCACAAA